CGUGAAUACACGUCAAUUCCAAGCGAUUCUUGUGGUGCGUGUUCGGUCGACGAUCAGUUCUUGUUUGCACAAUUGUGCUCUAGUCAAUAACGAUCAAAAGAGUUCGAUUGUAUCAAAAAUCAAGAACGAGUUGGUUGCUGCAGAUCGAAUUGCGUGCUGUCCUUAUCGCAAGUAAAAGCUCCUAUGGCCGCGAAGAAGAUUCUCUUCUUGGACACCGAGCCGUGGCUGUUUGAAGCCUAUUUCGAGAAGAAUGAGGCAUUGAACGACGAGAAUGGAAAGCCGCGGUUCGAAGCUGAUGUUCGAGAGGGGACCGCGAGCGUUUGCGACGCUCACCUUCAGCAGUAUGCGGCAAUUGUCACGACGGAUGGUUAUCUAGCUGCGCCAUUGGGGCUGGAGGAGAACUACACAUGCGACGAUUUACCCAACGCGAAGCGCUUCUUGUCACGGCUUGCCGCCUACGCGGAAGCUGGAGGUUUGGUUGUGAUCUUUGCGUCCGAAGGCGUCUUUGAAGUGCCCCGACUGCUUGGACCGCAUUUCGGCACCGAGUGGGUUUUCGCAGCGUAUUCGGCAGAAAAGUUCGCGCUGACCGAAGCUGGCGAGCGGAUGUUUAGCGGCCGGGUUCUGCAAGAGGCCACGCCCUGCUAUCAUGAGAAGCACAAUAUGCUAAGUACCCCGGAGGGCGAAGGCAUGUUCCACAUCAAACACUUCGAAAAGGAUUUUGAUGUCGAAUUUGAACGGGAGGAAGACCCAAACUGGACGUUGCCGCGACCGACGAAGCGCACUCCGGUUGCGGUUCACCGCUGCGGCAACAAUCUGGGUGCCAUCGCGUAUUUCAGUUGUUCCAACUGGGACACAGUCUUGUUUGGCAUGUUUGCGGAGUUAUGCACUCGGAAGGCACUGAUGUAGGUUCAGCUUCAGGGGGAACCAUAGAAAUUCUUUUGUUUAGUAUCACGCUUAGGCGUGAAGAAUGUGCGGAAAGCGCAGAGAAUCUUGUUGCCGAGUUUCGGGCUCGGGUAUGGGAAAACAAUGAAACUGAGAGUGCCAG
Molecule: messenger RNA, 1045 nt
Organism: Amoebophrya sp. A120
Lineage: Eukaryota; Dinophyceae; Syndiniales; Amoebophryaceae
Source: the annotation of a GenBank genome assembly